Messenger RNA from Plasmodium relictum, 1992 nucleotides. RefSeq names its product conserved Plasmodium protein, unknown function. Gene Ontology annotation, cellular component: Mon1-Ccz1 complex; intracellular membrane-bounded organelle. The transcript has a single exon. The coding region runs from base 1 to 1992 and encodes 663 amino acids. The record is from RefSeq and is a predicted model, not a curated record. NCBI's taxonomy places the organism in Eukaryota, Apicomplexa, Aconoidasida, Haemosporida, Plasmodiidae. Gene Ontology annotation, biological process: vesicle-mediated transport.
AUGGAUAAAACAAAAGUUGAAGCCUUUUUUAUUUAUGAUGAAGAUAUAAAGAAAACUGAUAAAUCUAUGACUGAUGAACAACUACAAGCAGAAAAAGUUAUAUAUUACUAUCCAAAUGAAACUGAGGAAAAUAUAAAGGUUUCUCACACUAGUACAAUGGAAGGAAUAUCAACUUUUGUCAAUCAAUUUAGUAAAUCACACUUAGAUCAUAUUGUAACAAAUAACAAUUUGAUUGUUAUAAAUAAAUGGUAUAAACAUAUAUUUGUUGCUAUUAUUGUAAAAAAUAUUUAUAAAAAUAACAAAAUGGAAUUAUUAAUGUGUAGAUUAUUACAUUCAAUUUUGAAUAAUUUUAUUUCAAUAUUUACAUUGCUACAUGGUCAUAUUCGAAAUUUUUUAAAAUAUAAGAAAUUUAAAACAGUAGAAAGUAAAAAUAAAAAAAAAGAGGUUUUGCAAACUCUUUUAGAUGAUUAUGUAUUUACAUAUAUAAAUACAAUAAAGAAUGAAAAUAUAAGUAUUCAUAAUGAGCUUCAAAGUUUUCAUUUUUUUCCUAUUGAAAAGCAUACUUAUGUUUCUAUUCAGAAUUUAAUUUCAUCUUUAAUAUUGGAUCAUAAGCAGAUUAAGCAUGGUGGCUUAUUUUAUGAAGGAUAUUUGAUAUAUUCGAGUUUGCCAGUUGAUGAUAUAAAAAUUAUUUAUAAUUAUUUGGUUUCAUAUAAUGGAACGGUAAAUAAUUUAAAAUUAAGUCAAUAUCCUUUUAAAAAAAUUGCUUCAUCUGCAGCAAUUAAUGCAAAUGGUGGCUUAUCGAGUUUUGCGAGAUGUAAUUCAGUAGACGAAAAAAAUUGUUUUCUCUUAGGAAUAAAAAAAUCAUCUGUUUUCAUGCCUAUAAUAACUUUAAGUGGAGAAAAAAAAUAUAAGCUUGUGGUAUUUAUUUAUAAGGAAAUAUUACUGAUGCUACUGAUUAAAGGAUGUACAAUAAAGGAUGAAGAUUUUGAUACUUUAAUAGAUGUUCAAAAUAAAUGUACAAGUGAAACUUCUAAUAAUAUUUAUAAUUUACUAAGGCUAAAUGAUAAUUUAUCAAAACAAUUUAAAAAACACGUAAAUCAGGAAGAUGCUAUUCGAUUUUUUUAUUAUAAUAACUCUAAUAAUUCUAUUAAAUAUUCUUCUAAUAACAAAAAAAUUAGUAAUGAAGAAACUUUUAUUAUUGCUGAUUUUCAUUCUUUAUUUAAUGAUUCUGAAAUAAAAUAUAAUAAUAUUAAAUUUAAUAAAAGCGAGUACUUAAAAAAUAAUAAAAAAUCUAAUUUGUCAAACGAAUUAUUUAAUUUUGAGAAUAGUAUUCAAAGUAAUUUAAAAAAGGAAGAAAAUAAUAAAGAAAAAGAUAAAGAAAAUAAUAACGAUAAGAUAAAUGAACAAAUAGGAAUCCAAACACAACAUUCAGAAAUAGAAGAGUUAAAAAAAAAAGUAGACGAUUCACAACUACAAAAGGAUUUGCUAAUAAAAAGUCAAAAAACAAAAAAUGGAAGCAUUGAUACACAGGAAAAAGAAGAUCAAAACAUAAAAAUACAAAUAGAAAAUAAAACAGAAAAAUACAAUAUUGAAGCUAUACAGAAAAAAGAAAAAACUGAAAAAAUAGAAAAUGUUAACAUAAAAAAUGAAGAAAAACUUGAAUCAGAGCAUUUAGAAAAUGAAGAUUCAAAGAAAAUUGACCAAAAAACAUUAGAACAACCUGAAACAGACAACAUAAAAAAGGUUGAAAAAAAAAAAUUAAAAUUAAUUUGUAAUCAGGAAUUAAAAAAAAAAUUAUUUGAAGAUAAUAGUGAUGACGUAAAAAUUGAAAAAAUUUUUUACAAAGAAGCAAAUAGUCCAUGGAUAUUUGGAAAGAAAUCAUUAGAAAGAGAACUUUUUAUAUUUCCUGAUGAAACCAAAAUGUCACUAUCAAAAGCUCAACAAGAAAUAAAUAAAAUAAUCGAAAGUAAUUUUUCCAAUAUAUAUAUUUAA